Molecule: messenger RNA, 2175 nt
Organism: Kluyveromyces lactis
Lineage: Eukaryota; Fungi; Ascomycota; Saccharomycetes; Saccharomycetales; Saccharomycetaceae
Gene: PBS2
Product: mitogen-activated protein kinase kinase PBS2
Exons: 1
Coding region: 1-2175 (724 amino acids)
Biological process (GO): cellular hyperosmotic response; MAPK cascade; protein phosphorylation
Molecular function (GO): MAP kinase kinase activity; ATP binding
Source: RefSeq, a predicted model, not a curated record
AUGAGUAAUAGUUUGAGACGGUCCAGUGCGUCAUCUUCUUCGUCGCAGGGGAAACCAGGACGAAAUGGCAGUGGGAAUGGAUCGUAUUCUCAAAUCAAUUCCAGUUUGCAUGCCAGAGUGAAAGCUUUCCAAGAACAGAGACAGUUGAAACGGUCCGGUAGUAUUCAUUCUAACCAGUCACAGAAUUCGGUUCAGAUAGAGCAGAUUGUGAAUAAACCGUUGCCGCCUCUGCCACCGAAGACAAUGGUUGAAGAGGCUGAGAAUAGCCAGCAAUUAGAACAACAACAACAACAACAACAUAAUAUACAAAUACAGCAAACACAACAGCAACAACAACGACAACCGAUCCUAAAACAACAGGACCAGCAUCUACAGCAUCUACAGCAUACGGAAUUGUUAGCACAAUCAGUUACGGAAAAUGACCAGCAUGAUCAGCAGCAACAGCAGCAGGGGGGCCUGCUGCUGUCUCCUAAGACAGAACUUCCCGAUAUAGAGGAAAAGAAGGGACAGUUUGAGAAGCAGACACAAGAGGCUCUGGCGAAUUUGAGUAUACAGUCUGACGGUAUGUCAUCUGCUUCGGAAUCUUCUGGUAGUGCCAGUAAUAAGCAACAACAGGAUCAUGAACUCAAUCCGAUUAGAAAGGCUCCAAAACGUCCGCAAGGUGUUCCCAGUUGUACUGGCAGCGGCAAUGCUGGUGCGCCAAGUCCAAUUGGUGGCGUGGGAGGUUCUCAGGCAGCAGCAGGUACUUUCAGACCGCCUGCUGCUGCUGGGGGCGUUGUAAUGCCAAAUCAACCAAGGCUUUCACAAGGUCAGCCACAUCUACAAAAGGCUAAACAGUCUUUGUCUGCAAGAAGAGGCUUGAAGCUUCCUACGGGCGGCAUGUCCUUGAAGAUGAAACCAACACAUCAACAACAGCAGCUUGCUCCUCAACAUACACAUCAAGAAUUUGCGGGCGCUCCCUCCAAUUCUGCUUUGCCCUUGCAAGGAAAACGUUCGAAUCCCGGAUCUUUGAUUAAUGGUAUUCAAUCCACUUCUACUUCUUUGGCUAAUAGUUCACAUGAUACACUUGGCACUGAUCCUAAAUCUAAUCCUACUUCUAAUUCUAACUCUGGUAUCGGUGGAUUGUUUGCUAAUUUUUCCAAGUAUGUCAAUAUUAAAUCAGGAUCUCUAAAUUUCGCAGGUAAGCUGUCUUUAUCCUCUAAAGGUGUAGACUUUAGCAACGGUUCCAGUUUCCGGAUAAAGUUAGAUGAACUAGAGUUUCUGGAAGAAUUGGGUCAUGGUAACUAUGGUAACGUAUCCAAAGUUUUACACAAGCCGACUCAUAUCAUAAUGGCCAUGAAGGAAGUCAGAUUGGAAUUGGACGAAUCAAAGUUUAGACAGAUCUUAAUGGAACUUGAAGUUUUGCAUAAUUGCCAGUCACCGUACAUUGUGGAUUUCUACGGUGCAUUUUUCAUUGAAGGUGCCGUUUAUAUGUGUAUGGAAUAUAUGGAUGGUGGAUCUCUAGAUAAAACUUAUGAUGAUGAACAAAUAGGGGGGAUUGACGAACCACAACUAGCAAGGAUAACAAGCUCAGUAAUACAAGGAUUGAAGGAAUUGAAAGACGUGCAUAAUAUCAUCCAUCGUGAUGUUAAACCAACUAAUAUCUUGUGUUCUGCAAGCCAGGGUACAAUUAAACUAUGCGAUUUUGGUGUGUCAGGUAACCUCGUUGCCUCUUUAGCCAAGACAAAUAUCGGUUGUCAAUCUUACAUGGCCCCAGAAAGAAUCAAAUCACUGAAUCCGGACAAAUCAACGUAUUCUGUCCAAUCAGAUAUCUGGUCUUUGGGUCUAUCGAUAUUGGAAAUGGCAUUGGGAGCUUAUCCGUAUCCGCCAGAAACGUUUGACAACAUAUUCUCACAGUUGAGUGCCAUCGUCGACGGCCCACCUCCUAAACUUCCAGAGGGAAAGUUCUCAGCCGAUGCUCAAAACUUUGUUUCCAUGUGUUUGCAAAAAAUCCCUGAACGUAGACCCACUUAUGCCGCUCUAUUAGAACAUCCAUGGUUGAAAAAAUACGAAAACGUUGACGUAAGAAUGAGUGAAUACAUAACGAAUAGAUUGAACAAAAAAAGGGAAUUGCUAGAACAAACAGGCGAAGGUCCACCUAAGCACGUUCCUGCUUUGCAUAUGGGCGGAUUGUAA